AUGCAUGGUGGGGAGAAAGCUCCUAAAAGAACAACGGAAAUACGCACUGCAUGUGCUCAGGUUUGCGGCCAAGACAGAAGCGGGCGCUCUUGCGCGAAGAUCGUCUGCGUGAAUGUACACAGAAAUGGUGAAGAGAACAGAAAGAAGAUGUAUGCUGUAAUAGACGACCAGAGUAACCGGUCAUUAGUAAGACCAGAAUUCUUUGACAUUUUCCUAGGGAGCUUUGAAGAGAUGGCUUACUCCUUAACUUCAUGUUCCGGUACUGUUAACACAAGUGGCCGCAGAGCUAGUGGUUUCAUAGUAGAAAACCUAGACGGAACGAGGUGCUUUGAGCUUCCACCACUUACAGAAUGCACUCAAAUUCCCGACAUUCGAGCUGAAAUACCAACACCUGAGGUAGCAAGAGCCUAUCCGCAUUUAGAAGAUUUGGCCGAAAAAAUCCCAGAACUUGAUGAUCAAGCGCCUAUUCUGAUGCUCAUUGGAAGAGAUUUAGCAGAAGCGCAUCACGUCCUUAAACAGAGACUUGGACCAAACGGGUGCCCAUUCGCGCAAGAGCUCAGUCUCGGUUGGGUCAUCAUCGGUGAAACGUGCCUCGGGAAAGUGCAUGUUCCGAAAAUGGUGUGUGUAAACAAGACUUACAUUCGUGAACCAAACAGAGCAUCUAUAUUUCCUCCAUGUGAAAAUAGUCUCUUGCUUAAAGACAGUCUAACAGAUCAAUCUUCAGACAUUCUGAAUGACAUUUUUGCCCAUACCCCGGAUGAUGACAGAUUAGGUCUUUCUGCUGAGGAUGAGGAGUUUCUCGAAAUCAUGAAAAAAGACUUAAAGAAGUUACCAGAGGGUUGGUCAGCCCCUCUUCCAUUCCAUAACCCGAGACAAAGACUUCCAAAUAACAGAAACCAAGCUUUGAAGAGGACGCAUUCCUUACAAGCAUCAUUGAAAAGAGACCCAAAGAAGCAGAAACACUUCCUCGAGUUCAUGGCAGGGAUUUUCGAAAACAGCUAUGCUGCGCCAGCUCCUCCGUUACAGCCUAAAGAAGAAUGCUGGUACCUGCCCAUUUUCGGCGUGUAUAAUGCUAAGAAAAAAGACCAAAUUCGAGUAGUUUUUGAUUCAGCUGCACAAUACCAAGGGGCUUCAUUGAACUCAGUACUUAUUCAAGGACCAAAUCUGAUGAAUAGCCUUUUGGGAGUUUUAAUGAGAUUUAGACGACACCCUGUUGCAGUUACUGCUGAUAUACGCCAGAUAUUCUUCCAAUUCCGCGUGCAUGAGACGCACAGAAACUACCUGCGCUUCAUAUGGUUUAAAGACAACGAUCCGGACCAAGAACUGGUAGAGUACCGAAUGUGCUCACACGUCUUUGGCAAUUCACCUUCCCCGGCUAUAGCAGCGUAUGGCUUGAAAAAGACUGCAAUAGAGAUGGAACCUGUUUAUGGUACAGACGUAAGAGAAUUCGUGGAGAGAGACUUUUAUGUAGGUGACGCGCUAUCAUCUUUUCCUGAUGCUACAACAGCUGUAGACCUGGUAACCCGGACUCAAAGGGCUCUUCAAGAGGGAGGCAAUCUCCGUCUGCAUAAGAUUGCUUCAAACAACAAAGAUGUGAUGAAAGCAUUUCCAAAGGCUGACUUGGCUAAAGAACUUCAAGACAUAAGCAUAGGGUCAGACACUCUACCUACCCAGAGAAGCCUAGGUAUGAAUUGGAAAUUGGAGACAGAUUCUUUCACAUACAGUGUGUCAAAAGAUGAAAAGCCAUUAACCCGCAGAGGAGUGCUGUCAACGGUGAACUCGCUGUUUGAUCCCUUAGGUUUCGUGGCUCCAGUUAUCAACUAG
Molecule: messenger RNA, 1824 nt
Organism: Mya arenaria
Lineage: Eukaryota; Metazoa; Mollusca; Bivalvia; Myida; Myidae
Exons: 1
Coding region: 1-1824 (607 amino acids)
Source: RefSeq, a predicted model, not a curated record